This is a messenger RNA of Aaosphaeria arxii CBS 175.79, 1207 nucleotides long. Its product is annotated as retinol dehydrogenase 12. The record is from RefSeq and is a predicted model, not a curated record. The transcript is spliced from 2 exons. Bases 136 to 1122 code for a protein of 328 amino acids. Lineage: Eukaryota; Fungi; Ascomycota; Dothideomycetes; Pleosporales.
UGAUUUCACGCCGUUGUCGUAUCUUGCGAAUGGUAUAUAAUAACCUAUCAAUCAUGACGAGACCGUCAGGUUUCAAACAAUAAUCAGCUCACAAUCCACUAAAUUUUCUCUGAACAAUCGAAAAUAUCAGCAAUCAUGCCGACAAUCCCACAGUUCAUAUACAAUCAGCUUUUCAACACACCAGUGAAACCGGACGUCUCAUUUGAUGGAAAGACCGUCAUUGUAACCGGAUCCAAUGUUGGCCUUGGAAAAGAAGCAGCCCGCCACAUCACUGCUCUAGGUGCAGAGACAGUAAUACUUGCCGUGCGGUCGCUCGACAAGGGCAAUGCUGCUAAAGAGGAGAUCGAGAAAAGCACGGGUAAACAAGGAGUUGUUAAGGUCUGGCAACUCGACAUGUCGACAUAUGAUUCAGUGCUUGCAUUUGUUGCGCGGGCACAGAAAGAACUCCCCCGGCUCGAUGUGGCUGUUCUAAACGCCGGCGUCAACCGCACCGAAUGGGAAGUUUUCGAAAAGGACGAAUCCACCAUCACAGUGAACGUUGUUUCCACAUUUCUCCUUGCUCUUGGGCUUCUUCCAAAGUUGAAGGACACGGCGAACCGCUUCAACGUCCGGCCAACACUUACAAUCGUCGCAUCGGAAGUCCACUUCUGGGCGAGAUUCCCUGAGGCCGAUGCUCCCAUUGGCAAGAUCUUCGAGCAAUUGAGUAAUAAGCCAACAGAGAUCAAGGGCGACUACAUGGGCAACCGAUACCAAGUUUCGAAACUAUUGGACGUUCUAUGUACACGCGCAAUAGCCGAUCGCAAAGCAGCGCAGGCCAUACCUGUCACAGUCAAUUGUCUCAACCCAGGAUUCUGUCACUCGGAGCUAUCGCGUGAGUAUGGUUUCGGUUUCAAGAUCGUGCUUUUCCUUCUCGGGCGAACGACAGAGCAAGGAAGCAGGACGCUCGUCCAUGCUGCAGCGAGCGGAGCUGAAACUCAUGGCCAAUACUUGAGCGACUGCAGUAUAGAAAAGCCGAGCGACUUUGUAUUGAGUGGAAAGGGCUAUGAAACGCAAAACCGGGUUUGGGACGAACUUUGUGCCAAACUAGAGGCUAUCAGCCCAGGUGUUACGAAAAAUCUCUGAUCGCUGCCAUAAUGAACGUGUAUAUUUUAAGAUAUCCCACCUGGAUCUUCCCUUCGUAGCUUGAUCUUUGGUAUAUUCAUGAGCC